Homalodisca vitripennis (glassy-winged sharpshooter) is the source of this 8700-nucleotide messenger RNA. Its product is annotated as ubiquitin carboxyl-terminal hydrolase MINDY-3 homolog. The transcript is spliced from 8 exons. Gene Ontology annotation, molecular function: calcium ion binding; cysteine-type deubiquitinase activity; K48-linked deubiquitinase activity. Bases 143 to 1468 code for a protein of 441 amino acids. Lineage: Eukaryota; Metazoa; Arthropoda; Insecta; Hemiptera; Cicadellidae. Gene Ontology annotation, biological process: protein K48-linked deubiquitination. The record is from RefSeq and is a predicted model, not a curated record.
GGUACUAUCAAUUUGGAAUUUGGGAAACUGUCAGGUUUAAAAUUUAGGUUAUGUGUGGAUGAGAUAUGAUUUGAGAUUGUUGAAGUCAUAAAUGGUGCUUGUUAGUAUUAUUGGAUUCAUGUUUUAUAACACUUGAUACUCAAUGGCUUCUAACGUUUCCGAUGAUGGACCAAAUAGUGAAUUAAAUGAGAUAAUAAAAUUAAUGUGGGGAUCCAAUGUGAAGGAAGAUGUUUUCCAAAGAUGGACUCAGGGUUUUCACUUUAGUGCGGAUGAGCCGACAGCUCUGGUGCAGUGGGAAGGAGGACCUUGUGCAGUCUUAGCUCCGGUCCAAGCGUUUAUCCUGAAGUCACUUGUAUCAGAAACUUGGACUAGCAACUGGAGAGAGAUGGAGGUGGAAGGAGUGAAUCGGUUGCUGAUAAGAGCAGCCUGUGAGAUACUCUGUCAGGCGUAUGGAGGACAGAAGUACCAUCUUGUCCACAUGAAUGACCAGGAUCAACUGAGUAACAGCGAGGUGACCGACCAAACCCCAGAGAAUAGCCAAAACACCACGCAAGAGCCUAAACUCAACCACUCUUAUUUUCAUUCACAACUGAGGGUGCAUAGUGUAGACAGUUCUGAUGAAGUUGAGGCAUUUUAUCUGGAAAGGAUACAGAUGCUGAGAGAGACCUUUGGUGUCCUUUUGUUCCUGUAUUCUGUCAUGUAUACAAAGGGGCUUGAGCAGCUGCAUACGGAAGUAACAGAUCCUGGAGAGCCUAUGAUAGAUGGCGAGUAUGGCUAUGGAAGCCAAUGCCUUAUAAAUCUCAUGAUCACAGGCAGAGCUGUUGCACAUGUGUGGAAUCAUGAUCAGGAUGUUGGAGGCCUUAAACUGCUAGGGAUCGACAAGCAAAGUACCGUUGGUUUCCUGGCUCUCCUAGAACAUCUGAGGUACUGUGAGGUAGGAUCCUUCCUGAAGAAUCCCAUGACACCAGUGUGGGUGCUAGGCAGCGAGACACAUCUUACGGUGCUGUUUUCCUUCGAGAAGCAGCUGGUCAGUGCGGAGACACCCACGGAGGUAGCGCGGAGAGUGUUUAAGAGCUUCGACCCAGAGGGCAACAACUUCAUCUCCUCUGACCUUCUACAGGAUGUGCUCAGCAUGUUGAAUCUUGUAUCCGAUCCGGAAUAUGUAGAAAUAAUGAAGAAGAAACUGGAUGCUGAUAGCCUGGGUAUCAUCCUGCUGAGUGCUUUCAUGGAGGAGUUCUUCCCGGAGGAGACGAUCUCUGUGCCUGACACCUUCACUCUCUACCAUUACAAUGGGCUGCCUCGUUCGUGUCCUAACAACAAGGUUGUGUAUCAAGAAGGCAGUGCUGUUCUGCUAGAAUGCAAUAUGAAGUGUGUGUUGGACAGUAACCCCAUGCUAACAUGUCUACAGACCAAAUGGCCAAGUAUCGAAGUUCGAUGGCACUCCACUCUCACACCAUCUCUCAAUUAGUAUUUCGAUACCUGUAUUUAUUGUAGAAUCAGUCUCGUGUUUUGAGGCUGCUUUUGACAGCUAUUUGUAUUAUUUAUUUUCUCUACAGUGAUACUAUUGUGGCAUUAAUUUUCCAUAUAUAUUAUAUAAUUAAUUGUUAUUAUUUGAAUAGUUGUUGAGAAAAUUAUUGUAUAUUUUUGCAGAAACAAUAUUUAUUGUGUACAUUAAAUGUUAUAGAUUAACUAAUGUGUUAAUUAUACCGAGUGGUCGGUUUCAGAUCUAACUAUUGGAAUCUUUGUGCUACUCUCAAAUAUAUUUGUGUGUACUGUACAAAGUCAGUUAAGCUGCAUUAAAUUAAAAAUAAAGAAAUAAUGCCAAAUACGGUUUUUUAUACUAUUAAAACAAAUAAGUAAUUGCCUUCAGGGCAUCAUUGUCAUUUUUAACUGAAAUAGUUUAUCAUAGAAAUGCUCCCACAACUCAAUAAUGAACUUACUAAACUAACAGUAAACUCGCGAUUAUUUACAGAGCCAUUCUAGUUACAGUGUUGGAAAAUUUAUUAUUAUUUUAUUAUUUUCUUGGUAUUUUAUAUAGCAUCUAUUAAUAUGGAUAUCAUGGAUAAUCCAAAUGGUAGGUAUUGAGUUUACUGUACUUAAUAAUUGAAUAUUUAUGUUAAAAGUUGUAUAUGGUAUAGACAGAUCUGAUCUGUCUUUAUGUGUAGUUGAACACACAUUUAUUUAUUAUAAAUGUUAAACUAAACACCUUAUUAUGUUUUAAUUUUCAUUCAUAGUGAAAUAUUUUAGUAAUACUGGUUCAAAAUAUUAAUAAAAACAAUCCAAGAGAUGUCUCAUCUACCUAAUGUUGUAUAUAUUAGAUCAAUAUGAAAAGCAAACCGACCCUCUGUAUUAAAUUCUAAUCAAAACUGCUCAUUGUAAAUUAUACUUAAAAGGUUGACUAAUAUGUAAACUCGUUUGUUUCAAUGUUUAAUGCAUAAUGAAUAUGACAACUACUUGACAAAUUUCAGAAUUUCAUUAAUUCACUUUAUAAUUGAAACUAAUGUGCUACUUAAACAAUUUAAAUUGAAAUAUAAUGCUUCUUGAAUUUAUUUUCUAAGUAAAGUUUGUCCACAAAGUCAUGUUACACUUUUAAAUAAUUGUAUUUACAAAAGUAUAUACAGCAAAAGAAUGAGAUUAACAUAGGAUUAAAGAGUACUUUUAAUAGUUUUAAGUCAGUGUAUCUGAGUUCAACAUGAGCAUCAUGAAUUGCCACACAGAUGUCUGAGCGAACAUAGAUAUCUUCCGAUACUCUGAUUAGGACUUCUGGGUUAACUAAUUCAAUCGCAGCUCUGAUUUGUUGCAUUAAAGUGUUCAAUAUACGAGUUUGUACGAUAUGAUGAUGCAUUUUGUUUUUAGCCUACCUGUUCGCUUAUUGUCUAAUAAGUUGCCUGUUUCCUUAAAUGUCUUAUUCCAACGAUAAAUCCUGCGUAAAUCGGAGGGAUUUUCAUAAAACACAUGACAAUACUCAAGUUGCACUGAAAUCUCAAAAUAAAACUUUGCUAGCUACAAAAUACACUGGUAUUAUUUACAAAGUUACCAUUAUGACUGUUUUUGUUAAAACUUGGGUAAAUGGGUAACUCAACUAAUGAAAAUAAAACUUUAUAAAUAGUUGUUUUAAUUUACUCGUACAUCUGUUUCUUAGACCUGUAAUUAAUAGUAGAGUGGCUAUAAACAAUUGAAAGUGUGAUAUGACUGUGGACGCACUGUAAAUUCUGUAUGAAACAUUUUUUACAUUAAUUGUUUUAAGGAAAAUGUAUUAUUUUUAAUUUUGAUGAAUUUUUUAUUUGAUGAACUCAUUCUAACAGAAAUAAAAAAUGAGAUCGACUGAUUGUAAUUUUCCAUAUUACAUUUUCUUUUUGCUCAUUUUUAAUACUGACAGUACUAAUUUAAAAAUAUGUAUUUAGAAAAAAAUAAUCAGUUUUUUAUUUUUGGUACCAUUAGUUCUCAGUAACAUACAUAGAGGAAUAGAGAUGACAUAACAGAAGUUAGCUCUUAAAUCCAGCCUUUAAAAAACUCGGUACAAUCAGAUAAAGUACCUGCCAGUCAAGGCUGUCUGUAUAUAACCACAUUAACAAUUCUAUGCAAUACUUAUUGCACGUUGUUAACCCUUUAACACAGUGGAGUUUAAAUUUAAUAAGUGUCCAAAAAUGCAUAGUUUUUUUCUAAUUUGGUUUAUAUCUGUCCUAGCUUUUAAGCAAAGUAUACAAUUACCUAGUUUAUCCUUCAUAUUUAUACUUUUUAAAAAAAUAUUUCAAUGGUGUUGUUUUCUUUGGUUUAUAACUACUGAGAAGAAACACAACAAUAUCAUUCAGCAUGAGUAUGAAGGUAUCCUCUAGAAAUUUUGAUUUGGGUGAAACACGUUUGGAAGUGUUCCUAACCAAAUCUGGAAAAUCAAAUUCAAGUAAACAAUAAUAUUUUACAGUUCAGACUAGAGUACUGUUGAGUGCAGGAUUAAUGUCAUAAGGGUUUAAAUGGCCCUUUUCAAGGUAAAAAUUAUCAUGCAGCAUAAUAUUGUUUCAGUUGACUAUUCAAACCUCAAAGACUCGUACAAUGAGAAAUAGUGAUGUCAAUGAAUUCCGAGUAUACUUACUUACAAGUAGUACAAAUUUGUUAGUAAGUAUUCUUAGUAUUAAUUACUACUAAAAAUAUCUGAAUCCAAUUCAAAGUCGGGAAAAAAUUGUUGCAAUGCUGCAGUACAAUUUUGUUGGAAUGAGUCCAUCGAUAUGAAAAUUAUGCAACGGAAAUAUUUAUUUUUACCUGAUCAAGAAUAUACAUCACUGGACAUUAUUCCAUUUCCUAUUAAGUUCAUUCUGCUAGUCAACUAUGUACCAAAAGAGUGAAAAAACCAAAAUUAAACAAAAUGUUGAUCAUGGAAUUAAUUAAAUAGCUAUCAAUUUUAUUUAUCAAUCUGACAAUGAUCUGUAGUUUUUUUAGUUGGAUAAAAAUUGUAUUAUCAGUUUACAGAAAUAAAAAAAAAAUAACUUCCAUACUUAGUUUAUUCUGAGUGAAAAAGCUUAUGUGAGUUUUUGGUUGUCUUUUUAUGACAAAAAUGUUAAAACUGUUUUGAAAGAAAAUUUGAAAUUUUUUACUUUUAAGUACAAUUUUUACGUAUAUUUUAUUGCAUUUCAGAAUUCAUUCAUAUUUUUAUACUAUUUUAUUGCACAUUACGUACAUAAUUAUUAGUUACUCUUACUGCCAUUUUUAUUGUAGUACUAGUAAACUAUCAACUAGUAUUGGCUUCACAUGUUCAAACUGUUAUUUCACAUCUGUUUGGUAGUUUUUAUCUCUUUAGCAUAAUAUUGGCUUGAAACAAUCAUUAUGUCAUUUUGUAAAUUUUUCUUUUCUUUAUAUUUGAAAAAAGGAUUUUUUAUUUAAUUUUUGGAUUAGCUUUUUUUGUGUUUGUUUUGUGUCAUGGAGGUUGUGAUGUAAAAUUAAUCAUUCUAUUGAACUAAGCAAUUUGUACACUAUAACUGAAGUUCAAUAUGAAUUCCAGUAGUAAAUUGGUGCAAUGUUGGGUUCAAAUUAUCAUUUUAAGCAUAGUCAUGAGUAUUAAUUUAUUAUUUAAAAAAUAGUUAAUUGUCAUUGCACUAAAAGAGAGCAUGUCACCUAGGUGUGUGCAUGUCAAACUGAUAUGCAUAACCUCUAUAAUUCUGUAUUGUUGGAUAUAUAUUGAUUCCUGUGGAUCAAUUCAGCUGGCUGUAGCAAUAUCUUAACACGUUCACUGCUAAAAAUCUCUAUAUAGAGUUCCCUAUAUGCUGAAAUUUUUUAAAUAUAUUUUUACUUACUUUUGGAUGAAAUAUAUGAAAAUUACUCAUAAGUCACAAACGUUAUCACUCUUUACCGUUUUGGGAAUGUGGUAACUGUGGUUACUGCUAGCUCCUGAUAACAGUCUUCUUUGCCAGCUGGUAACUCUAGUUACCGCUCGCACUAUGAAACGCCCUUUUAUGGCAGUGGGAAUAUUCCAAAUGAAUACAUUGUAGCUAAGUAAAAUGUGUUUUAUUCGUUUUAGACAAACAUGAACAAUAUUUAUACAUAAAUUAAUGUGAAAACCAAAAUGAAUGUAAAAGUUUAUAAAAAUGUGAAAAAGUUUAUAUAAAUCUCCGCUAACUUACUCAAAUUCAGUUACUAUUUACAAAUAUGUGGUGAGUAAUUAUAACAAAAUAUAUUUAAAUGUUUAAUUGAAGUGAUACAAAAAAUCUUGUAGUACAUAAGUUUAUAAAAAUGUAUUCCAAUCCAGUUGUGAGCGCUCCAUUGGCGUGGGUUGGUCUCGUUAUCAGGAUCCUCAACUUCCGAGUCAGUUUGGUACUCCACAUCGUCCAUGUUUUCAUCCUCGUCGUUUGAACUCAAUAAUGGCUCUGUUGUACGCUUUGAACUUGGUUAUUGUACACCACUUGGCCCCGGGGGAAGAUGCAUUGUGUUGCACAAUCACUUAGUACUAUAAAAACUUUAGACUUUUUCAUUAUUUUUAAUGUGAAAAUUAAAUGCAUAACAAUGCGGGAAAAUUACCUCCCGAGGAGCGAGAAAUACAUCGUUGUGAUAGCUCGAGUGCUGGCCGCACACUGACCUCAUUUCAGAACAAAGGCUCUGUGGUAACCACAGUUACCGCCCGCUCCUAGCGCAGCAUAACAGCGGUAACCAGAGUUACUGCAUGCAGCGAACGUGUUAAAACAGCUAUUUAAGUUAAUAGGUAGAGUUUUCCAGUCAGUGACGUCAUUGGUUAAUUCCAUAUCCUCACCUCGAUAUUUAUUGUUUUUUGCCUGUUGAUAGUGACAAUACUUGUGCGAUACAGCAGUAAAACUACGACUACCAAAAUUAUCUUACUGUCUGCUAAGGAAUAAACGUAACCUAAAUGAUCACUAUUGUCUACAAUAUUGUAGUAAACUCUAAAUAGAACUGGCGGGUCAAGUAAAGCUUGAAAAAAUAUACAAAUGUAAUAUUUUUAAGAUCAAUCAGAUGAAUAAGAAUACGUUUAUUGUCAUAGAGCUUACACAAGCAUUGACUCAAGUCAUGUCUAAAAUAUAAAAACUAGCAGAUUGUUUCAAAACAAAAUUCAAAACUGUUUCAAAUUUCAUCUUGAACUACCAGUUCAACUUUGAGUUUACUAGAGUUAAAAGAACAGUUGAAAGUUUGUAUAGAUAAGUUUCUUAUUUAGAUUAUGAAGUAGGCUGGAAACAUACCUUUAAUAUGUGAGAAUAAAAUUAAUCUUGUGCGCUAGAAAGGACCAGAAUUGGAGCCUUUAGCUUUCUUUUGCUUAGUUCAGAAUUAAUAGCAACCUCACCAUAUCUCCACCUUCAUUGGAGUAUGAAUGAUGAGUGAGUGAGUUCAGCUCCAUUUCACCUAGCUCAUUUGAAAUCUGAUGCUGUCUGUAAGGAAUCUUGAAAUCUGCAGUAAACUGGUGACAAUGAUAUAUUGUAGGACUAGUUUGUAAUGUUCCAACACUAGCAGAAAACAAACUAUGUUUUAAGUUCUAAAAAGCUCUUUUCUUUCUUGAGAUACAUGAUCCAGUGUGUGAACCAUUUAAUUUGUAGAAAAAGUGCUGAUGUUAGCAUUUCUUACCUGGCUCUGUCAGUUUAGGUUUAUUAUCUCUAGGUUGAAGCUGGCUAUCCACACUAUGGUUGAAAUAUCUCAAAACUGUAAUUGAGUUAGUAAUGUAUUGAUUUGUUGUGAAUGAAAAAAACUUUGAUGAUGGAUGACUCUGUAUACUCCGAUUCCUUGUUCUAGUAUACGUUGAGUAGUAUUAAGUUAUUGAUUUGAUUAUGUUCUAACGCGGGAUUUGGGUGGUUUUGAUAUUUUGCAUGAAUUGCUUAGAAAUGUCAUUGUACUGUGUCAAUUAAAGAAAUACAAUAUAGAUGCUGUAAAAGUUGAGCUAAUGGAUUGAAAUGGCAUAGCCAUAGAGUAAAGAUGAAACAACCAUGCAUAAAAUCGCCAAUUGUGAAUUAGUCUAUAAAUAUUUGUUACAAGUAUUAUACAAUACAAAAUUAUAAACAUCAUAAAUAUAUUUUAAAAAUAUGAAGAACAAAAAAAGUCCUCGGCCUCACCAUUAAGCAUUACUGUGUUACAUUUUAGCAGUUAAAUUAUGCAAAUUGAUUAAAAAAAACCAGUACUAUUGGCUGCUUGGUCCAAUUUUCGGCUGACCUUCAAAGGGUUAACAAAAACAUACCUAUAUCACUGUGAAUUCAAAUUGAAAAACUCAGUUAUUGAAUUUUUUAAAGAAGCUAAAUGAUGGUAACUAUAUACAAUGUGAAUAUUGAGCUAAGUACCAUUUCAUCUUCUCUUUAGUGCAGCAUCUGAAAUCUCAGAUUGACUCCUAGAAAGAAGGUGAAAUGGAGCUUAACUAAUAUUUGCAUUGAAUCAACAAUUCCCACCAUAGUUACGUAAUGUGUAUUUACAGUGGUAACUUGUAGAUGACAGUAUUCUUCAGACAAAAUUGCUAAAUUUAAAAAGACAAGAGAAACCUGUGUUCAUAGAUGAUUCUCACUGCCAUAUUUUCAAUAUUUUGAGAAAUUGUACAUUUAUGGGCACUAUAUUUGAUGUCUAUUUUUUCAUAUUAGGUGACAGCAUUGAAAACAAUUUUUACCAGUAUUGUCUGCUCUGUGAGCGCAAAGGGUUUAAAGUACUGUUUUUAUUUAGUGUUUUUGCUUGCAUAAUGCAGGAAUAGAAUGUUGUACUAUGUUAAGAAAAGAAUUAUUUAUUUAUCUUGGAAACAGAUUUCAGUUCUUAUGAUUAAAAAAAUAUGAAAAUUAGCUGUGGCAGAAAAGUUCUUUAUUAUGUUCUUAUUACUACAGUUCUUACAGCAUACUAACCACUAACAGUUUAUUUCAUAUGUGUAAGAUUUUCACCAGUAUACAGGGUGUCAAGCCAGUCCAUAAUAACAUCAUUGAUAUUGUUGUAUGGUAAGUCGCUGACUGUAAAAUAGGGCUAACAUAGAUUUUUACUCUUUGUUAAAAUAAAAAGUUUAUUGACUUUCUUUUACAGUGUUAAUUGAAAUAAAAUAAAGCAUACAUUAAUACUGUAAAUACGUUCAAAGUGUUAAAAUACGGUAGAUAUUUCUAGAAAGUGUUCAUUAAACAGUUUCAUAGUAUAAUCCUCUGAAAUCUCAAAAAAUAGUUUGUAAUCAUUCGUAGUUUACUAAACCGGUGAUGUAAAUAAAGAAUCUGUGUAAUUUUCUCAUUGAAUAAACAAUGAUUUUGAAACAUUGAA